UGCGACCAUGUGAUGCCCACGUGACUCCGUUAAAUGCCGAGCUCUCUGCAUCGCCGUAGUUUUUAGACGUUUUUAUCCUAGUUGUUUUUGUAAAAUGGAAAGCAGGCAUCAGCAAAUCGGUGUGAAAGAGCGCGUUGGAUACAUAACCCGAGUAGAGAGCUUUAGUGCUUGCCAUCGGCUUCACAAUAAGUCACUGAGUGAUGAAGAGAACAAAAAGAUUUUUGGGAAGUGCAACAACCCCCACGGUCAUGGACAUAACUAUAAAGUUGAAGUGACAGUACGUGGAAAAAUUGAUCACGUGACUGGUAUGGUUAUGAAUCUGACAGACCUCAAGCGCUACAUAGAGGAAGCUGUCAUGAUACCACUUGAUCACAAAAACCUGGAUAAGGAGGUGCCAUACUUUGAAAAUGUGGUCAGCACAACAGAAAAUUUGGCUGUGUACAUCUGGGACCGCUUGUUGAAGCUCCUUCCACCUGGUUUGCUGUAUGAGAUCAAGAUCCAUGAAACUGACAAGAACAUUGUUGUUUACAGAGGAGAAUAAGCAGACAUAUUGCUUAAUUAAGGUAUAUUAACUCUAGGAUGCACAAGUGGGUCAAAAAUGACCUGAAAACAGCAGAAAGAAAAAAACAGAAGUGAUCAACUGUGUGUGGAUGUGUGUGUGGAUGGGUGAAUGUGAGGCAUAAAUUGUAAAGCACUUUGAGUACUUGUAGGAGUAGAAAAGCACUACAGUAUAUAAAUGCAGUCCAUUUACCAUCACAUUCUACAACAAGACCAAAGGAGGUGUUGACACCAUGGACCAGAUGGUUGGCACCUACACCUGCAAGCGACAAAUAGAGAGGUGGCCCAUGGUGCUGUGGUACAACAUCCUUGACAUCGCCACCCAAUAAUUCCUAUACCUUUUUCAGGACUCAGCACCCUGAAUUCACCAAUGUAUGACGACUCUUGCACAAAGAGCAGUGGUGGUUUAAUCGUUAGGGAAGUACUCUUGUAAUUGAAAGAUUGCAGGUUCGAAUCCCCAACCAGCAAGGCACUACUGAAGUACCCUGAGCAAGGUACCGCCCCCAAGCACUGCUCCCCAUGCGCUGAAUUAGCUGCCGCCUGCUAUGUCACAUUGUUACAUAUGAGUUGAAUGCAGAGAACGCAUUUUGUUGUUGUGUGCUGAGGUGUGUCAGCAAUGACAAUUAAUCACUAAAUUCUAGUUGAAUUAAAUUCAAAGGAACCUGUCACACCACACAUGAGGAGUGCACUGGAAGGUUGCCCACAACUGCAAGCCCCGAUCAUUGAAGCAAUAGGAAGGUGUGGGGUGACAAAAGCCACAACCCAGCCAUAGGAAAGAAGCAGACAGGGCCAACCAAAGAGAAAGAGGCGUCAGAUCUGCCCAAGUAACAAAUAUUACAAAGUCAGCAAUAGGUGUGGGAAGUGCAAUGUGCCUGUGUGCAAUGAUCGCAGCCAGAAACAGGUAGUCUGUCACAACUGUAUACAGUGAGGAGACAAGAAGGCAAAACAGGGACUAUCACAUCAAAAGCUUCAGCAAACACGGGGACUUACCUGCAAGAGAAAAGAGAGGAACUGUCCCUGACUGGACAUUUACACACAAACACAUAAUGAAUGUUGACAUUCUUCUAUUGCUGUUCUGUAUAAUAUUCAUUUUUGAAUUAUCAAAAUGUGUUAUAAAGUGAAAAAUAAAAAAAUUUCAAACA
Messenger RNA from Paramormyrops kingsleyae, 1700 nucleotides. RefSeq names its product 6-pyruvoyltetrahydropterin synthase (gene pts). Gene Ontology annotation, biological process: tetrahydrobiopterin biosynthetic process. Lineage: Eukaryota; Metazoa; Chordata; Actinopteri; Osteoglossiformes; Mormyridae. The record is from RefSeq and is a predicted model, not a curated record. Gene Ontology annotation, cellular component: mitochondrion. Gene Ontology annotation, molecular function: 6-pyruvoyltetrahydropterin synthase activity.